GGCACCUCGGAGGGAAGUGUGACGUCUUUCUGUGGGGUGCAGGGCGCCAUGGGCAGUUGGCGGAGGCUGGCAGGAACAUCCUGGUGCCAACCACUGCUCCGUCUUUCUCUCAGGCACAACAGGUGGUGUGUGGUCAGAACUGCACCUUUGCGAUCCAGCCUAACGGGACGGUGUUGGCCUGUGGAGAAGGAAGCUACGGUCGUCUGGGCCAAGGGAACUCUGACGACCUGCACGUGCUCACGGUCAUCUCCGCUCUUCAAGGUUUUGUUGUGACUCAGCUGGUGACGUCAUGCGGCAGCGACGGGCACUCCAUGGCGCUGACGGAGAGUGGCGAGGUGUUCAGCUGGGGGGACGGGGACUACGGUAAACUGGGCCACGGGAACAGUGACCGCCAGCGCCGACCCAGACAGAUCGAAGCCCUGCAGGGAGAGGAGGUGGUGCAGAUGUCCUGCGGGUUCAAACACUCAGCAGUGGUAACAGCAGAUGGGAAGCUCUUCACUUUCGGUAACGGUGAUUACGGCAGACUGGGGCUCGGAAACACUUCGAACAAGAAGCUCCCAGAGAAGGUCACAGCUCUGGAGGGAUACCAAGUCGGACAGGUGGCCUGUGGUCUGAACCACACUUUGGUCAUCUCUGCUGACGGAAUGAUGGUUUGGGCGUUUGGUGAUGGAGACUACGGAAAACUGGGACUUGGUAACUCCACAGCCAAGUCGUCCCCUCAGAAAGUGGACGUGCUGUGUGGGAUCGGUAUUAAAAAAGUAGCUUGUGGAACACAGUUCUCCGUGGCUUUAACCAAAGAUGGGAAAGUUUUCACGUUCGGCCAAGACCGUCUCAUUGGCUUAGCCGAGGGCCGAGCCCGGAAUCACAAUCGGCCCCAGCAGGUCCCGGCUCUGUCAGGGAUCCACGUCCAGGACGUCGCUGUCGGAGCUGAACACACUCUGGUGCUCUCGUCCACGGGAGACGUCUACACCUGGGGCAGCAACUCCGAGGGACAGCUGGGUCUGGGGCACACUAACCACGUCAGAGAGCCCACACUGGCGACGGCGCUGCAGGGCAAGAACAUCCACCAGAUCUCUGCUGGCCGCUGCCACAGCGCAGCGUGGACGGCGCCCUCUGUGCCGCCGCGAGCUCCAGGCUCGUCAGUUCCUCUCCAGCUGGGUCUGCCCAUGGCGGUGCCUCCUCAGUACAGUGGGCUGAAGGAGGUGAGCAUCGAGGCGGUGAGAGCUCGCCUGCGCCUCCUCUACCACUUCUCCGACCUCAUGUACUCCUCGUGGAGACUUCUCAACCUCAGCCCCAACAACCAGAGCUGCACCUCCCAUUACAAUGCUGGUACCUGGGGGAUAGUCCAGGGCCAGUUGAGGCCCCUGUUGGCUCCCAGAGUCUACACUCUGCCCAUGGUGCGCUCCAUAGGAAAGACCAUGGUGCAGGGAAAGAACUACGGCCCCCAGAUCACCGUCAAGCGAAUCUCCACCCGGGGACGGAAGUGUAAACCGAUCUUUGUGCAGAUCGCUCGCCAAGUUGUGAAGCUCAACGCCUCAGACCUUCGACUGCCCUCCAGGGCUUGGAAGGUUAAACUGGUGGGGGAGGGGGCGGACGAUGCAGGCGGAGUCUUUGAUGACACCAUCACUGAGAUGUGUCAGGAGUUGGAGACGGGGGUCGUCGACCUGCUCAUCCCCUCCCCCAACGCCACAGCAGAGGUUGGCUACAACAGAGACAGGUUCCUCUUCAACCCGUCCGCCUGCCUGGAUGAGCACAUGCUCCAGUUUAAGUUUUUGGGGAUUCUGAUGGGAGUCGCCAUCCGCACCAAGAAACCUCUGGACCUGCACCUGGCUCCUCUGGUGUGGAAACAGCUGUGCUGCAUCCCCCUGCUCCCGGAGGAUCUGGAGGAAGUCGACCUCCUCUACGUGCAGACGCUCAAAAGCAUUCUUCACAUUGAAGACAGCGGCAUCACCGAGGAAAAUUUCCAUGAGGUGAGGAUGGAUUUGUUUUUUUAG
Paralichthys olivaceus (Japanese flounder) is the source of this 1994-nucleotide messenger RNA. The record is from RefSeq and is a predicted model, not a curated record. NCBI's taxonomy places the organism in Eukaryota, Metazoa, Chordata, Actinopteri, Pleuronectiformes, Paralichthyidae.